AGAUGGUGCUGCUAUUACAUCCCAAAUUUUCUCAUUUGAAUAUAAUCCCAUGAAUCCAGGUUCACAUUUGUGUCACCACGUGUCUCCUCAUGCAACAUUUUGUGUGGUCGAUAACAGAGGAUCCAAUCCAAUCCAUGAUAACUUAGCAACUUAAUAAAAUCUAAGGGAAAAAUAUAAAAUUUUGCCAAAUAGAUUGAGAAAUUAGUAAGAGCCACAGCUGAGAAUGAGAUAGGAUAAGAGUUUAGAAGAAUGUUUAGUUUCCACAAAAAAAAAUAUAAUAAAAUAAAAUAAAUUGUUGAGAAAAUUAUUCCAACGGUUAUGUCAACUUCUUGCCAUCCAAUCCUUAAAUAUAAUAUAUGUAUUUUUCUUUUCAUUUAUCUAUUUAUUUCCCCUCCCUAAAUCACUUAUUUAUACUCUACAUAUAAUUUUCUGAUAUCCUUUACUCAAUCAUCAAUCUUCUUCAUUGCAAGUAAAAACACUAGAAAAUGGAACAGAAGACUAACCAACGCAUUGCAAAGAUCUCAGGUCAUCUUUACCCUUCAAAUUCCCAGAUUAUGGAAGAUAGUUCUGAGGUGAUGAUGAGAGCUAACUGCCGAGCCAAAGGUGGAGCUCCGGGCUUCAAAGUGGCUAUAUUGGGUGCUGCUGGAGGCAUAGGCCAACCUCUGGCAAUGCUAAUGAAAAUGAAUCCACUUGUUUCAGUUCUUCAUCUCUAUGAUGUUGUUAACUCCCCUGGUGUCACAGCUGAUAUCAGUCACAUGGACACUGGUGCUGUGGUGAGGGGUUUUCUGGGGCAACCACAGCUUGAGAGUGCUCUUACAGGAAUGGACCUUGUAAUCAUUCCUGCUGGUGUGCCAAGAAAGCCAGGAAUGACUAGGGAUGAUCUUUUUAAGAUCAAUGCUGGAAUUGUUAAGACACUUUGUGAAGGAAUUGCCAAGAGCUGCCCCAGAGCAAUUGUUAACUUGAUCAGUAACCCUGUUAAUUCAACGGUUCCAAUUGCGGCAGAGGUUUUCAAAAAGGCUGGAAUAUAUGAUCCGAAGAGACUUCUCGGGGUCACAAUGCUUGAUGUUGUCAGAGCAAACACUUUUGUUGCAGAAGUUCUGGGACUUGAUCCUAGGGAAGUUGAUGUGCCUGUCGUUGGAGGUCAUGCAGGAGUGACAAUCUUGCCACUUCUGUCACAGGUGAAGCCUCCCUCUUCCUUCACCCAACAAGAAAUAGAAUACCUGACCGAUCGCAUUCAAAAUGGUGGAACAGAAGUUGUCGAGGCAAAAGCUGGGACUGGCUCCGCAACUUUGUCAAUGGCAUAUGCAGCUGUUAAAUUUGCUGAUGCAUGUCUUAGAGGACUGAGAGGAGAUGCUAAUGUUGUGGAAUGCUCUUUUGUAUCUUCUCAGGUGACAGAACUUCCUUUCUUCGCAACCAAGGUUCGGCUAGGCCGUAGUGGAGCUGAAGAAGUUUUCCAACUUGGGCCACUAAAUGAGUACGAGAGGAUUGGAUUGGAGAAAGCAAAAAAGGAGUUGGCAGAAAGCAUUCAGAAGGGGGUAUCAUUCAUCAAGAAAUAAAAUGAAGGCAGUCAGUGAAAUUGUUCUUAUGUAAUUAUAAUGUAUUAUAACAAGUAGUUUGUAUCUGGAACCACCUGAUGGAAACGAAUCUACUUUGUUAUAUGAUUAUAGCAGAUUUCGGAACCAGACAAUUUACAACUAUCAGCUUGAGGCCAUGAGUUAAGAUCAUGUUAAAUAAAACAUAAAAAAGUUCUUCUUUCUUAAAUUCAA
This is a messenger RNA of Cannabis sativa, 1766 nucleotides long. Its product is annotated as malate dehydrogenase, glyoxysomal. Lineage: Eukaryota; Viridiplantae; Streptophyta; Magnoliopsida; Rosales; Cannabaceae. Gene Ontology annotation, molecular function: L-malate dehydrogenase (NAD+) activity. Gene Ontology annotation, biological process: tricarboxylic acid cycle; malate metabolic process. The transcript is spliced from 9 exons. Bases 486 to 1556 code for a protein of 356 amino acids. Gene Ontology annotation, cellular component: cytoplasm; chloroplast. The record is from RefSeq and is a predicted model, not a curated record.